AUGGUGAUAGCAAAGAGCAAGAAAGUUAAACCAAAAAUGAAUAACACUAUAAAGAACGCGGACUACAACUGGACUGCUGGACCAGACCCACCUAGUAACCAAGAGGCAGGUGUUCCUAGGGCAGUGUUUAUACCACAUUCGAAGUCGUUGCCAUUUGAAGAGCGUCGUGUUACAUUAGAACAGCCUGUCAAAAUUGGGCGAAAUGUGUACCGCAUGUUAGCCAGCCCCACCAACACAAUAUUCGACUGUCGCGUAUUGUCACGGCAUCAUGCUACGCUCUAUUAUGAAAAGGGACAUUUCUACCUCGUGGACAAUCAGAGCAGUAACGGCACGUUUGUCAACAAGUGCUCGUUGUAUGAAGACCAAAAGCCACAUGAGGUGUUCUCCGGCGAUGUUGUACAGUUUGGCAUUCCUGUCGUCGAGGAUUCCGCCAAUUCUGGAAAGAAUACGUUUCCACCGGUGGUCGCCCUCUUGAAAUUAUACCAUCCAGAUGGCAAGGAGGCUACAUCCACGUUCAAUCCGACUAUGUCUACACCACUGCCCCUCGAACAGUUAUAUCAGCUCAAUAACUAUGUACAGGAAGCGAUACAACGCGAAGCGUCGUUGGAGAACCGUCUGCGCACGUUACGAGAGUGCGUGGAGACGACGCGCGCGGAGGCGCAAGACUCUUGGCAAUUGUUUGUAGGUGAACAGAGGCUGUUGAUGCGCGUGCACAAGCUCGAGAGCAUGCUCGCGUUGGGCAAGCAACCCGACGCUCAACACGCCGCCCAACUCAUCAACGACAAGAAGAACUAUCAGGAAGUGGCGCAAGAGCGUUUGCGAGUAGCGCACGAGCAGCGUCUAGCGCUGGAGGAGAUGCUGGAGCGUCGCGGCAGGGAGACUAUCGCCCUUUAUCAACACAACUGCGCUCUUCGGCUCGCGGCCAAUAACGCCCUCGCUGAAUUGCAGAAGCUAGCUGCUCAGUGCGAGCGGAAGAUGUGUGCGGCGCGACUCGCUAUCACAGCGGCGGAGGAACGAGAGCAGGCCGUCAAGAAUCGUCUGCCACUAGCGUAUUCAGUACAAAACGGAGAGGCCAAGAUGUUGGUGCUGAGUACGGAUAGCAAUAAAUUGCAAGAGGCGAAACGUGGCGGAUCCCUGGAAGAUGCCGUGCGAGCACUUCCCGAUUACAUCAAGCUGCUUCUGCCCCAACAUUUGCUCAACAAGGUCGGCAUAAAAUUGAUAACUGCCGAGGGCAAGUCGGCGAAAGAAUUCGAGACGAUACUAAAAAAGAACAAUAUUUAUAUUUAUUUAUACUUAAUAGAGAAGCAAGAUGAGGAGGAGGCCGAAGUGUCCGUCGGCGGCAGCGGCGAAGAGAAGUCUGGUGAGCCUGACUCUUGUACGGAUGAUGAGAAACAGUCGCGUUUGAAUCAUGAUGGGCAUUCUGAGAAUCCAAGUCCGUUGGACGGUGAACUGCGGCCCGACAACAAUGCCAACUCCACAUACAAUGAAAACCCUGCUGAAGAUUCGCCGAGCAAGGCGGGUGUGGAGUACGCGAAUGUUUUGCGCGUGAUGGCCGGUCUUAAUGAAGAGAUCCGGGCAUUGCGCGAGCGUUUAGCGGCGCGCGGGGCCGAGUGUGAGCAGCUGAGAGCGGCUAGAGAUGAAUUGAUCGCUGCCCAGGAGCCGCCCCCCGCACCACUUGCGCUGCCCCCCGCUGCGCCUCCCGCUGAUGCCGAAGAUUCGCCACACCGAGCUCAACUAGCCGACUUACAGGCCCAACUGAGCCGUGCUACUGCUGUGGAGGAGGGUCACCUGACUGAGAUCCAACGUCUAUCAGCUGAAGUGGCCGACAUGCAGGCAGAACUCACCUUCCGACCUACGAAAGCCGAACAUGACCAGCUCGUCGCACUCGCUGAUGAUCUACGAAAACUUCUCGCUGACAAGGAGGUGGAACUGGAACGGGUGCAGAGCAACAAGUCCUCAGUGGACGUCAGCAUAAAUGUGUCCCCGGAGGAACUGUGCGAGGACACGAUUGAUCCCAAGAAGAUUUCCGCCGAGAUCGACGAGAUGUUCCACCUGGACUACGACGACGAUGUCGACGAGGAGACCGACUCGGCCGCCACCGAGAGUACCGAAGUUAUGAAGGACGAACGCGCGCCCGUCGAGUACGUGAAACUGGGCGAGGAGGAGAGACUGCGGGUUACUAUGCAGAACGGCUCGCUGCACGCUCUCGAAGAGGAACUCGUACGAGCCAAAGAACGCUGGGCGGAGGUAUCUGAAGAUCGAGCUCGUCUCGCAGCGGAAUUGGCAUUACUCCAGAACAAAGGAUCGAUGCGUUUGAAUGUGUCUCACGCGCUUGCGUUGCUAGUACCGCUUCUAGCGGCUUGUGUGUAUUAUGCGAUGUUGCCAUAUAUAUCUUGA
Messenger RNA from Diatraea saccharalis (sugarcane borer), 2397 nucleotides. NCBI's taxonomy places the organism in Eukaryota, Metazoa, Arthropoda, Insecta, Lepidoptera, Crambidae. The record is from the annotation of a GenBank genome assembly.